Messenger RNA from Penicillium nucicola, 330 nucleotides. RefSeq lists its product as uncharacterized. The record is from RefSeq and is a predicted model, not a curated record. The transcript has 3 exons. The coding region runs from base 1 to 330 and encodes 109 amino acids. Lineage: Eukaryota; Fungi; Ascomycota; Eurotiomycetes; Eurotiales; Aspergillaceae.
AUGGGUCUUUCUGCUUUUCUGAAAGGUGGCGAAUACGAAGCUGCCGCGUCGGAAAUAAUGAACUCCGAUAUAAGCACUGAGCUCUCUGCCCCAUUGGUCGCUAAGCAUCUUGUAUACCAAGUGGCGCAGGGAUACGACAAAGUCUGUGCGGCACGAGGCAAGCCUGAAUCAAUCGAAAAGGCACAGGAAUUAAUGUCUCUGUUUUGGAAGGCUCUUCUCGAAGACUUGACUGCCAAAGGUGUCAAGAUCGAUAAUAAAGAAGAGGCAAUGAGUGAGGCUGAGAGAAUGUCAACGCAGGUACUCGUUGAUUCGGGGGAGUAUCAAGCUUGA